ACCGCAACACUAUCCCAAACCCAAACGAAAACCUCUCACAAUUUUCCCAAUUCACGCGUUUCUUUCCUUUUCUAACACCCUUGGCUUAGGUUUUUCGUUCCGCAGCUCGGUCUUCGAAUCCUCUCACCCAGAGGUUCGAUUCGUACCAUGUAAUUGUGGGAUUUUUGCUUAGCCACUUCUUUAUUCCCAAAUUUUUGUUCUCUAUUUCCCUGGUUAGGCUUUUUCAUUCUAGGAUUCGAUCGCCGGUUUCGAGUACACGAGGCUUGGGUCGUGUCAUAUUAUUGGGGUUUUGGUUUUGAUCUUGAAAGUGGUAGAUUUUGGUGUGGGUGAUCGACGUUGUUUGGUUUUUGCUCACGAUCGAGAAUGGGUGAGGCUUCAGGAGAUGGUUCCGCUGAUUGUUUCAGCCAGAUGAUGUCGUCGAUGCCGGGCUUUCGCUUCCAUCCUACGGAUGAGGAGUUGGUGAUGUACUAUCUGAAGCGGAAGAUUUGUGGGAAGAGGCUGAAGCUCAACGUUAUUCGUGAAACCGAUGUGUAUAAGUGGGAUCCUGAGGAGUUGCCUGGGCAAUCCAUACUGAAAACUGGAGAUAGGCAGUGGUUCUUUUUCUGUCACAGAGAUAGGAAAUAUCCUAAUGGUGCAAGGUCUAAUCGAGCCACCAGACAUGGAUACUGGAAGGCAACAGGAAAGGAUCGUAAUGUGAUAUGCAAUUCUAGGGCAGUUGGAGUGAAAAAAACCCUGGUUUUCUACAUAGGCAGAGCUCCUAGUGGAACGCGGACUGAUUGGGUUAUGCACGAAUACACCAUGGAUGAAGAGGAGCUUAAGAGAUGCCAAGGUGUUAAGGACUACUAUGCACUUUAUAAGGUUUUCAAGAAAAGUGGACCUGGUCCUAAAAAUGGUGAACAGUAUGGUGCACCAUUUAAUGAACAAGAGUGGGCAGCGGAUGAUGACAUUGUGGAUUUUAAUAAUAACAUAACUGAUCAGGAGGAUCCAAAUGUUGUCCCUGAGAAUGGGAGUGCACUGCAUCCUUUGCUUGAUGAUGAAAUCAAUGACAUCAUUAGAGAAAUUUUGGAUGAUGAGCUUGUCCUUGAUCAGCAGCAUGUGAAUGGUUAUCUUGACUUUCCUCAGGUUGUUACUGAAGAAACACAAAGUACUGUUGUGGAUCAGUUCUCUGAGGUGCUUAUGUACCGUGAGACAACCGAUCCUAGCUGUCAAUAUUUUGAUGUGCAGCCCAGCUUUGACUUCAACCAGCCAGUUACUUCUCAUUUACAAGUUUCUGAAGCUUCUGAGGUUUCUUCUGCCUCCAACAUCCAAAGAAAGGGGCUUGACUUGGAUAAGGUUGGCUUUUUGGAAAUUAAUGAUCUCAUUGAUAAUGAUCCUGCUUUGGCAAAUGUGGAAAAUCCGGUGGAGUACCCGCAUUUUGAAGAUGGGUUAAGUGAACUUGAUCUGUACCAAGAUGCAGAGAUGUUUCUUCGUGACCUGGGGCCAAUAAUUCACGAAACAGAUUCACAUGCAUAUACAAAUGCCCUUGUCAGCAACAAUAUCGAAAGUCAAAGUUACCAGUUGCAAUCCGGUUCUGAGGAUGCCAACCAAACUGUUGGUGAAUUCUGGAUGCACGAUGAAAGAAACACCCUGAUUCCAUCAGAAGAAGGCUUUGUCGAUUCUUUCUCACUAUCAUCCCCAGGUGUUGUAUGUGAAUCUCUCAGCUUUCCUACGGAAGGCAAUUACAAUCAAAGUAGCACCGUGGAAGAUGUUUCUACAAGUAGCUUCUCCUCUUCUCUCUGGGCCUUUGUUGAGUCAAUACCUACUACUCCUGCAUCAGCUGCUGAAAGUGCUUUGGUGAAUCGAGCUUUGAAUCGAAUGUCUAGCUUCAGCCGGGUAAAGAUCAGGCACACAAACAUUACUGCAGGUAAAGACACUGCAACUACGAAGAAAGCAGGCAGAAAGGGAUUUUCAUUCCUUUUCUUCCCUAUUCUUAUUGCUUUAUGUGCUUUUUUGUGGGUUUUUGUUGGAAACUUAAGAUCAUUAGGGAGAUGUAUCUCUCCUUGAUUAUUAUAUAUCAUGUAAAUCCAAAGUUUUGCUGCUAGGUAUAUAUUGUCUGGGAUCUCCCAGUUGUCUGGUACCUCCCGUAACUGCCAAGCAGUGCUGUUCUAACAUAUUCUCAAAAAUAAAAAAAAUAUAUAGUUAUCUUUGUGAA
Molecule: messenger RNA, 2191 nt
Organism: Vigna angularis (adzuki bean)
Lineage: Eukaryota; Viridiplantae; Streptophyta; Magnoliopsida; Fabales; Fabaceae
Product: NAC domain-containing protein 17
Exons: 5
Coding region: 364-2043 (559 amino acids)
Biological process (GO): regulation of DNA-templated transcription
Molecular function (GO): DNA binding
Source: RefSeq, a predicted model, not a curated record